Messenger RNA from Oncorhynchus gorbuscha (pink salmon), 2208 nucleotides. It is a transcript of the gene ferry3, whose product is annotated as linkage group 02 C12orf4 homolog. Gene Ontology annotation, cellular component: cytoplasm. The record is from RefSeq and is a predicted model, not a curated record. Gene Ontology annotation, biological process: regulation of mast cell degranulation. NCBI's taxonomy places the organism in Eukaryota, Metazoa, Chordata, Actinopteri, Salmoniformes, Salmonidae. The transcript is spliced from 14 exons. Bases 97 to 1758 code for a protein of 553 amino acids.
GCUUGCUCAGUUGUGUCAGUCAGAUGAUUGUCCAAACAAGGACACUUACACGGGCGUCAGUUUACAUCCUCAAAAUACUAAUGUACAGCUGAGAAAAUGAAGAAAAACAAGGGAAAGGUGAACACCACCACUGAGAAGGAGUUUGUAUUUCAGUUCAGGGCAGGGAGGAAUGUCUGUGUCCUCAAAGUACCCCUGCAAUUCCCUGUCCAAGAAAAUGUCAGUGACCUUCAUGGACGACUUAUGCUGCUGCACAAAAUACCUUGCUUCGUUGAGAGUGAACUGAAGAGCACACUGUCCACCUUUAUUGAGAGUGAAACCAUCCAGGACUAUGACAGAGAAGCAGAGUUGGCCCUACAGAGACUGACAACAGGAGAGGUGGACAUCAACCAGCUUACAAACACAUGGGCUAAGGCCUACUCUGAGACAACGCUGGAACAUGCUCGUCCUGAGGAGCCCUGCUGGGAUGAGGACUUUGCAGAUGUUUACCACGAGCUCAUCCAUUCCCCGGCCUCUGACACCCUGCUCAACCUGGAACACAACUACUUUGUCAGCGUCUCAGAGCUCAUCAGUGAGAGAGACAUGGAGCUGAAUAAGUUACAAGAGAGACAGGCAGCAGAGAUGGACAAAGUCAUGCAGGAGCUGGGAAAGACCAUGACUGACCAGGAUGUAAAUGCAGUUGCCUCUCAACACUUCGAUGCCCAGCAGGUGCUGGAGAACAAGUGGGCCAAUGAACUGAAACAGGUGACUCAUAUUCAGAAGCAGGAGUAUCAGGAGUGGGUGAUCAAACUGCACCAGGACAUGCAGAACCCCAAUAACAGCACUAUUAAUGAGGAGAUCAAGGUGCAGCCCAGUCAGCUGACAGUGGAGUCUGAGCCUGGGGCCAGGCUGUAUGAGGAGCAGCGACAGCUGGAGGAGAGCUUCACCAUCCACUUAGGUGCACAGCUGAAGACCAUGCACAACCUGCGGCUGGUGCGGGCAGACGUGCUGGACUUCUGUAAGCACCGUCGGCAUGGAAGCAGCGGGACCAAGCUGCGGCGGCUGCAGACUGCUCUGUCGCUCUACUCCUCGUCCCUGUGUGGCCUGGUGCUGCUGGUGGACAACCGGGUCAACUCCUAUAGCGGCAUCAAGAGAGACUUUGCCACAGUAUCUAAGGAGUGUACAGACUUCCACUUCCCUCGGCUGGAGGAGCAGCUGGAGGUGGUCCAGCAGGUGGUGCUUUAUGCCUGGGCUCAGAGGAGCAGCAAGCACAAAGUCCAGCCGGAGGUUCCUAGGAAUGGAACUAAUACUGAAGAUAAAAACAAAAAUUUGGAAAGGAAUCCCUCCAAUAUCUUACCAGGUGAAUUUUACAUCUCCCGCCACUCCAACCUGUCUGAGGUCCACAUAGUGUUCCACCUGUGUGUGGAUGACAACGUGCGCUCAGGCAACAUCACGGCCCGGGACCCUGCCAUCAUGGGCCUCCGCAACAUCCUCAAGGUCUGCUGCACUCAUGACAUCACCACCAUCACCAUCCCUCUGCUACUGGUCCACGACAUGUCAGAGGAGAUGACCAUCCCGUGGUGCCUGAAGCGGGCCGAGCUGGUCUUCAAAUGUGUCAAAGGUUUCAUGAUGGAGAUGGCAUCGUGGGAUGGAGGGAUCUCACGGACUGUUCAGUUUCUAGUUCCACAGAGUAUAUCGGAGGAGAUGUUCUACCAGUUGAGCAACAUGCUGCCUCAGAUCUUCCGCGUCUCCUCCACCCUCACGCUCACCUCCAAACGCUGAGGGAGACACAGGACCAAUCACAUUGGCUUGGAAACUGUCAACACUGAGUUCCAGCAAACAUAUUUAAAUAGUUGCAUUUCACAGGGGUUAGUGUGAUGGAUGACUUUAUCAACCCCCUUCCAUAAUUAGCAUCUUGAGGCAAGGCGGCAUCAUCUCGGGGCAAGGUGACAUCAUCUUGUGUUGUUGUCCGAGACUAGCAUUAUGCAGUUUUUGUGCAUUGCAGUGAAUUAUAGUGACGGCUCUGUCUGUCAUUAUUCCUCUCCACUCGAGUAACAGCAGAGGGCACUGUUCUCAGAGACAAAGCCCCCAACUCUCUGAUAGAUGUUUAUUCUACUUUGUGCCUAAACAUGGACUUUAUCUUUUAUUGUCAAAUUUACAGUUGGCAUUAAAGUUGCACCCUAUUGACCAUACACAAGUUCAGCAAUUAAACUUUUCGAUGUGGCAUUCCAA